Messenger RNA from Melospiza georgiana, 5799 nucleotides. RefSeq names its product ribosomal protein S6 kinase A2 (gene RPS6KA2). The record is from RefSeq and is a predicted model, not a curated record. Gene Ontology annotation, biological process: intracellular signal transduction; protein phosphorylation. NCBI's taxonomy places the organism in Eukaryota, Metazoa, Chordata, Aves, Passeriformes, Passerellidae. The transcript is spliced from 21 exons. Gene Ontology annotation, molecular function: ATP binding; ribosomal protein S6 kinase activity; magnesium ion binding. Bases 161 to 2362 code for a protein of 733 amino acids.
CUGCGGCGGGGACCGCGCUGUGUCCGGCUCCAUGAGCAGAAGCAGGCACUCCGGAGGCUCUGCUGCCUGUGGAUAUAAACAGGGGGCAAUCGGGAUGCGCUAGCUUCCCCCGCCGGCGCCGCUGCUCCUUCGCGCUCCGCGCCGCGGCUGGGACAGGGCGAUGGACAUGAACAUGAAGAAGUUCACGGUGCGCCGCUUCUUCUCCGUCUAUCUCCGCAAGAAGUCUCGGUCAAAGAGCUCCAGCCUGAGUAGAUUUGAGGAAGAAGGUAUUGUGAAGGAAAUAGACAUCAGUCAUCAUGUCAAGGAAGGUUUUGAAAAAGCAGAUCCUUCUCAGUUUGAGCUGCUGAAAGUAUUAGGACAAGGCUCAUACGGAAAGGUAUUUCUAGUCAGGAAGAUAAAAGGUUCUGAUGCAGGCCAGCUUUAUGCCAUGAAGGUACUUAAGAAGGCAACUCUAAAAGUUCGGGAUCGGGUACGAUCUAAAAUGGAGAGAGAUAUUUUGGCAGAAGUGAACCAUCCUUUCAUAGUCAAGCUUCAUUAUGCAUUUCAAACAGAGGGAAAGUUGUACCUAAUACUAGAUUUCCUGCGGGGAGGGGACCUUUUCACCAGACUCUCCAAAGAGGUGAUGUUUACAGAAGAGGAUGUCAAGUUCUACUUAGCUGAGCUGGCCUUGGCAUUAGACCACCUCCAUGGGCUUGGAAUUAUUUACAGGGAUCUUAAACCAGAAAACAUUCUUCUUGAUGAAGAGGGUCACAUUAAGAUAACAGAUUUUGGUCUGAGCAAGGAAGCCAUCGACCACGACAAGAGAGCGUACUCGUUCUGCGGGACGAUCGAGUACAUGGCCCCCGAGGUGGUGAACCGGCGCGGGCACACGCAGAGUGCCGACUGGUGGUCCUUUGGCGUGCUCAUGUUUGAGAUGCUGACGGGAUCAUUACCCUUCCAGGGAAAAGACAGAAAGGAGACAAUGGCACUCAUUCUCAAAGCCAAGCUGGGAAUGCCACAGUUUUUGAGCAUAGAAGCCCAGAGCCUGCUGCGAGCCCUCUUCAAAAGGAACCCCUCCAACAGAUUAGGCGCUGGAUUUGAUGGAGUGGAAGAAAUUAAGCGUCACCCUUUCUUUGUUACUAUAGACUGGAAUAAACUGUACAGAAAAGAAAUCAAGCCGCCUUUCAAGCCCGCAGUGGGGCGGCCAGAGGACACCUUUCAUUUUGACCCAGAGUUCACAUCUCGGACCCCUACAGAUUCCCCAGGUGUUCCUCCAAGUGCCAAUGCUCAUCAUCUUUUCAGAGGGUUCAGCUUUGUUGCCUCCAACUUGGUGCAGGAGCCUGCACAGCAAGAUGUGCACAAGAUCACUGUUCACCCAAUUGUGCAGCAGUUACAUGGGAACAACAUUCACUUUACUGAUGGAUACGAGAUCAAGGAGGACAUAGGAAUUGGCUCCUAUUCAGUGUGCAAGAGAUGUGUUCAUAAAGCUACAGAAACAGAGUUUGCAGUGAAGAUAAUUGAUAAGAGCAAGAGAGACCCUUCUGAAGAAAUUGAGAUACUCUUGCGAUAUGGACAGCAUCCAAACAUCAUUACUCUUAAAGAUGUCUAUGAUGACGGGAAGUUCGUGUACCUGGUGAUGGAGCUGAUGCGGGGCGGCGAGCUGCUGGACCGCAUCCUUCGGCAGAAGUGCUUCUCUGAGCGGGAGGCCAGCGCUGUGCUGUGCACCAUCACCAGGACUGUGGACUACCUGCACUCUCAGGGGGUCGUGCACCGAGAUCUCAAGCCAAGUAAUAUCCUCUACAUGGAUGAGUCAGGAAACCCAGACUCUAUCAGGAUCUGUGACUUUGGCUUUGCCAAGCAGCUGAGAGCGGAGAACGGGCUGCUCAUGACUCCCUGCUACACAGCCAACUUUGUUGCUCCUGAGGUCCUCAAACGCCAAGGUUAUGAUGCAGCCUGUGACAUUUGGAGCCUGGGGAUCCUGCUGUACACCAUGCUGGCAGGGUUUACUCCUUUUGCAAAUGGACCAGACGACACCCCAGAGGAGAUUCUGGCCAGGAUUGGCAGUGGCAAAUAUGCUCUUACAGGAGGAAACUGGGAUUCAGUAUCUGAUACUGCAAAGGACAUUGUGUCUAAGAUGCUUCAUGUAGACCCUCAUCAGCGCCUGACAGCAGUCCAGGUCCUGAGACAUCCAUGGAUAGUGAACAGGGAGUACCUGUCUCAAAACCAACUCAGCAGACAGGAUGUUCACCUGGUUAAGGGUGCAAUGGCAGCCACUUACUUCGCUUUAAAUCGCGCACCUCAGGCACCAAGGCUGGAGCCUGUGUUGUCCUCCAACCUGGCUCAGCGGCGAGGCAUGAAAAGACUGACCUCUACCAGAUUGUAGCAGUACCCCCAAAAGGCCUCCUUGAAAUCCCUCAGUUUAUUAUUUGAGAAAUUCAUCUUUACUUGGCUAGCAGAACCUUUCUGGACAACCUGCACAUGAAAUUGCCAGAACUAGCAGAAGCCCACGUAAGGCAAAGUUCUCAUUUGCUACAUCUUUUCUUUUACAUUCCAGCCAGGGUCCCGAGUUCAACAACUUCACAAAGAUGUGCCAGUUUUGCCAGUAGCUCUGUUUCUUUAUAAAGAUAAAGCCAAAUAAAAUAGGCGAGCUCCAUCCUUUCCACCCUAGGAAAACUAUUUUUGAGUCUCUAAGAUGUUCCAUGGGAACAGUUUUCAUUUUGUUUCUCAAGAAAAGCACUUUUUGCUAUGAAGAAUGCAGUCGGGUUAGAAUGCUGUUCCAGCAUGCAUCAUGAUGAAGUGACUUGGCACAAGUAGACAUCUGCUGAUCUCCACUCACCCCAGGAAGAGUGAAAGCUCCAGAGACACAUGAGUAAUACCUUAUUUGAAACAAGUGCUGAACAACAUGAGGUAGAGAGAGCUGGUGGUGGUGGAAAUACCUUCUGUUCUUGAGGAAUCUUUUGCACUUUGCCCCUGCCUUCUCUGGAAUGAAGCUAGCACCUCUCGAGGAGAGUGUGCCACCAGCUCUGACUUGCUUAAAAGUCUCAGAGAGCAAAAACCUCUGAGAAGCUUGGUCUUCUGAAGAAAAGAAUGGGUCUUAUGAGACUGUGGGGAGGCAUUCAUGUAGAGCAGUGUGAGUAGAAGCCUGUGGAUCAGGCAGGAGAAAAGUGUCUGGUCUUGGCCAGCAAGCAGGUCUGGGAGGAUCGGGUGAAGGGGCUGGGGAACCAAACAAAGGCAGGGAAAGAUGUGAGUGGCUUUGAGGACAGGAAGCAAAAUAAUGCAAAGGCAACUGGCAUACAAGUGGCUGGGGGCAGACUGUGACUCCCUCUCAAAGCAGGGGCAGUCCCCCUUCAGUGACUGGUGCAGAAGACAGUGGGUGGCUGGGCUGCCCAGGGGCCACGAGGGUCGAUGCAGCCACCCAUCCUCCCACACCCCCACCCAGUCUGCUCACUGAGAGCCAUUCUGGCAGCCCAGAGAGCCACGCUGGAGCAAGAGAGGCCAUUUCCAGUCACUGUUCCCUGCCCUCCCUGGCUGAUCACCCAAAUCUGCCUCCAUCACCCAUGUCCCUGCCUGGGUGUUCUGCUCCAGCAGAGCUAAGCUCCCCAUGCCAUGUGUGUGCAGAGAGUACCCACUUCUGAAGAGUUCAGCCAACUCUGUUACAAGCUUUAAUAAUAAUAAAUUAUGAGGAGAAAUGGGAGGAUGCUCUGCUUUUAUAUUUAUAUGAAUAUGUACAUGUGUAUUUAUAUACAUAUAAAACAAAAAUUCUGUGCCCUAAUACCUGGAUUUUCCAGGUCCAGGGAAAGGAAACUUUUGUUGAAAUGGUCUCUGCAAAACGGACUUUUUUCUCAUUCCCUGGUUUCAAAGAAAGCAAGCAAGGUUUGUGGUGCCAGAUGUGAACUAUUUUUUUAUUCCUUUUCUUACCCAUCUUGGCUUAUUGGUGGUCACAAGCUGACCAAGAUUCUUCUUUGUACUGCUUUUGUUAAUUUUUGUUUUCCGAGUGAAUUUUGUCACCUCAGAUGCUUGGUGGGAAAAGCUACUGUGCUGUGUUGGCUUUUUUCUGUUGUGACAGGGGAGGAAAAAAAAAAGAAAAAUGUGAACAUGGAGCUUCAUAUGCUAGACAUGGUAAUUUUUGCUUGCUGGGUAGUUUGUGCAUCUCGGUGCUCAACUGGAAUUACCAGAUCACUGCCUCAGAUUGUCCAAGGGGUUAUUUGUUAUAGUAAUAUUCUUCCUAAAACUGUCUCUGCUUCAGUGUUGACUGAAGUUUGUUUGUUUGCAUUAGUCUGUUUUUAAAUUUAAAUUUAUUCUUAAUAAUUUAAACUGAUAUUUAAUGUUUAAGUUUAUGUGCUGUGCACAGAGGAUCGCUGCAAAGCAGCUCUCCUUGAAGCCCUUCUCUUUUCUAAAAUAAACAAUGCUGUGAAACUUCACACAGAGGCUGAGUUGGCUGGGACUGACGAGUGCAAACACACGGGUGGGUGUCUGUGCUUGUGUACAGCCCACAUUCUCUCCUCUGGCUAAGCUGUGCUCAGUGUCAGCUUUUUGCUGCCUUAAGAAUGUUCUGCUGGUUAGAAGUUAAGUCUCCCUCGUUUCUGCUAACAGCACACCGUGAGGAUAUCCACUGGCAGGGAUGUCCUGGCUGGUGCAGAACAGCUCUGGCCAGGCCUUGCUUCCCUUGAAGUCACUUCUGUCCUGGAAGAAGGCAAGGUGGGCAUAGGGAUGCAAAGGGCAACCUGGAGGGAGGGCUGGAUUUUCUGGGGUCCCAGCUGGCAUGUGCUGUUUCAACAAAACAUAUUUUUAGUGGUCGGAGUAAUUGUAUUGUAUUGUAUUGUAUAUGGGCAGAAUGACUGUUGGAAAUGUUAUGUACAGUUUUUGUCUCCCUCUGAGGUUUCCUGGUCAUCUUACAUUGCUUCAGUUUGCUUUCUCUCACAACCGCUGGAAAAAGUCUAAUUCCUUCUAUACAUACCCAGUCUUAAUUCCUUGAGUAGCCUUCUUUUAACUGAAUAUUACUGUCGGCCAAGCUUACAGGAUGUUGUUCUUCUCAAACUUUAAGGGUUUUAAUCUCUUCCUGACUUUCCUCUUGCUAACCCACCAACUAUUAACAUAGAGACACAUAUGGACUUAUACAUCUUAAUGCUCAUUAAUUACUUUAUAAGCCUAUUAAUAAUUAUUAGCCCAUACCUAUAGUGAGCUUUGUUUAUUAAGGUUUUAUUGCCAGUGCAUCCAGAUGUGUGCACAUAUGUGUCUGUAUGUAAACACAUGCACAAAAAGGUGCUGUCCCAGCUUGUCAAAAUAAAGGUAGAAGUGUAGUCAGAUGUGUAGGUGAUACUCAGAGGGUUUUGUCUGCAGUGUUCUUUGAAAUCUGUCAUUGAUAAUGGUAAUGAUUACUCUGGGUGUAGAAAAAAAGGCUGUGCUCAUCCGUGGAAGAAACUUCUCCAUCCAGCCCCCGCUCUGUCCCAGAUGUGCAUCCCCGUGCACUUCCAAGGGCAGAUCAGUCUCCCCUCUGCAGUCCUGCCAUGGGAGGGGAUUUUCUGAGGGUUUUGUGACCUGUUCCAGUCAAGUGAAUCCAAUUACACCUUUUCCACUGUCAGUCUUGCUGAUCCAGCUCACUUGGACUGAAAUACAAGAGCCUCCAUCAGCAAAUCCAAGGGAGGCAGAAAGGGAGGAAUAUGCCACUGGCAGUCAUUAUUUCAGACUGAUGGCACCCACUGGUUCCCCUGGCCCAGCUGGAUCCAGGAGAGGAUGCUAGGCUGUGGCCUAAUUACUGCAAUGGCUGCUUUUACACCAGCAUCUCCUUUCUAGACUCCUGGCCAUGGUGUAGCUCAGCAA